Molecule: messenger RNA, 1845 nt
Organism: Dalotia coriaria
Lineage: Eukaryota; Metazoa; Arthropoda; Insecta; Coleoptera; Staphylinidae
Gene: PTPMT1
Product: protein tyrosine phosphatase, mitochondrial 1
Exons: 4
Coding region: 597-1187 (196 amino acids)
Biological process (GO): protein dephosphorylation
Molecular function (GO): phosphatidylglycerophosphatase activity; protein tyrosine/serine/threonine phosphatase activity; phosphatidylinositol-4,5-bisphosphate 5-phosphatase activity
Source: RefSeq, a predicted model, not a curated record
AUCCUUUUUGAUUCUAGCCUGUCGGAUUUUAUCGAUAUUCGUCAUUACGACAUAAUGGGCAUUAGAUUCCGUCGAUUUCCCACCGACUGCUCGCCCGCUGCUCACACUGCUCAUUUCAUCGGAGUGUCGCAUUGUGCGCGUGCCGGCUCGUGACCCACUUUCCGGCCAGUAUGUGUGCCAGUCGCGUAGCCGUGAACCCGCGGCGCGCGAUUACGUCGACGCGCGCACCGCGGCCGGCAAACCCACCGAAGAGAAAACCACCGACGGCAAACAUCGAAGAAAGAGAAGACCAGCCGCCGCACUUUCACAGCAGCAGCGACCCAGUCCGACUUCAGUAGUUCGGCCACCGUUAGCAGGAUGAUUCGGUACGGUCGCCACACGGGCUGAUAUCCCACCGCCGCACGAGUGAGCAGCGCGCCGGCGAAAGGGCUCUCGUUAAUCCGGUGUUUUUCUUUGUUUUCUUGGUUCCUUACUUUGUGUUUUUCCCGACGUCCCGCGAUGCGGCUGUAAUCUGUACACCUGCGUGUGUGGGCGUCUCUCUACCACUGCCGGUAUUUGCAUUCGGGGGGCGGUUGCCGCCUGCAAACAGAAGCAGGAUGUUCGCGCGGAUCACCUUCUAUCCGACGCUGAUGUACAACGUCUUCAUGGAGCGUUUCACGCAGCGCAACUGGUAUGAUCGUGUCGAUCAGAAUGUCAUUCUCGGCGCGCUGCCGUUUCCGAAUCUCACGCAGGAGCUAAUCGAGAAAGAAAACGUCAAGGCCGUUAUAUCCAUGAACGAGGAUUACGAAUUGUGGUUUGCUAAUGAUAAAGAGAAAUGGCGAGCCGUCGGUGUCAACUUUCUGCAGUUAUCUACCACGGACAUAUUCGAAACGCCGUGCCAGAAGAAACUAAUCGACGGUGUCGAAUUUAUCAGAAAAUACCUCCCCGCCAACCCGUCGCCGUCAAAGACCACAGCGAUAGAAAAGAAUGAAAUCGGAGACACGGUGUAUGUGCACUGCAAGGCCGGACGGACGCGCAGCGCAACAUUAGUUGGAUGUUAUUUAAUGACUAGAAAUUCCUGGACGCCGGAGGAAGCGGUCGCGCAUAUGAAGAGCAAACGACCGCAUAUUUUGCUGCACACGGCGCAGUGGAAUGCUCUGCGGUCGUUUUACAACGACAUCCUGCAGAACAACGCGGCGUUGACCUAGCAUAGCGCAAUAAUCUAGGUCUAGGUAGUUAUUUUCUUCGAAAAUCCUUUCAAAUUCAAUCCCUUUUGCGUACAUAUUGAAGUAAAAUUAAAAUUUGCGAGAAAAAGCAACAACGAGACAAUAAUAACGAUUUGAACUUUUACGCGUUUAAUACUAAUCUACGUUUUGCGAGCGCAAGACGCGAACAAUACACAUAGUGAGAAUAGGAUGUAAGAGACGAAAUCGACGCUCAAUAUCUUAAAAAGAGUUUACUUACAAACAAAAAACGAAACUCCUGAAACUUAACAAUUAACAAACAAUGUUUUGCGGCAAUCAAUCACACACGAGGUUUAAAACGGACGCAGAAUAGACAAUAAUUAUAUUGCAUAUCGAAUAGGCAUAUGAAUAUAUACGAAUCAAUAUCGCACAGGAUUUUAAUCGAAAUUGAGGAAACAAUAAUUAAUAUUUAACGAAGUAUUUAUCAUGUUUGCGUAUCAGGUAAAGAGAUGAGGCGAAAUCAAUUCGAGACAAGAUUUCUAAUGCAAUUUUUAAGAGUUAUAAUAAAUUAUAUAUUCAAUUCGUCGAAUUUGCGCGUAGCGGCUUUGGUUUCUCGGCAAACUCGAAGCGGCCAGUUGACACAUUGACAAUAAUAUAAAUAUAAUACAUUUGUUUUACCCGA